Exophiala oligosperma is the source of this 1157-nucleotide messenger RNA. RefSeq lists its product as uncharacterized. The transcript has a single exon. Gene Ontology annotation, molecular function: acyltransferase activity, transferring groups other than amino-acyl groups. NCBI's taxonomy places the organism in Eukaryota, Fungi, Ascomycota, Eurotiomycetes, Chaetothyriales, Herpotrichiellaceae. The record is from RefSeq and is a predicted model, not a curated record. The coding region runs from base 306 to 968 and encodes 220 amino acids.
CAUGUACUUCGCGCCUUAUGGCGAUUGCGCCGUUAAAUAGCUGCUGUCGGAGUUUAUUAGCUAGGUAUAGAUUUGAGCAGAAGGCAACAACAUUAUCUCGAUCGCUAAGUAAUCAGAGAGGUGACUCACUCAUUUUCCGGUCACCUUGUUCCAUUACUUUUCUAUCUCUUCGUCCCCAAUGAAGGAGAGUUUCCCACGAAUUCUGAAUGACCACUUUUUGAAACACCUCACAACCUCACAAAUACCACUGUCGGUUUACUCUAUCGAGACUGGGCUCGUUGUUUGGGCAAGACUCAUACACCACAAUGUCCACGACAACUACAAAUCUAAGUCCGGACAUCCACCUCAUCGGCCCAACCACACCAGAAAUCUCAACCAUACUAUCUAGCAUAGUCCACCUGCACGCAUCAUGCAUUCUGAACGACUACACCUUGGCCACAUUCCUCCCACCACUCUCCCACGAUUUCAUGAGUCAAUGGUGGCAGGGCCAACUGGACGAAGUCACCGCCGGAAAGAGGCACAUCAUCAUUCAAAUCAGUGAAGUUUCGGAUCGCAGUAGCAACAACGACAAAGACGUCGCGGCACCUUGGUCGAGUGAAGGUCGCGACUGGCCUCUAUUGAAGAACGGACUCGAAGUUUCUGGUGUCGUGGCUCUAUCUACGCCGUUCAGUCAGACCGGUCCGUUCAGGGCGGUCGUUCAGAAACUGUUCGUCUCGCCACUACAUCGACAACGAGGCAUCGCGAGACGGAUGAUGGUCAAGUUGGAAGAAGUGGCCUUGGCCCAUGAUCGGUGGAAUCUCAUGCUCGAUACCACGGUUGGAAGUGCCGCCGAAGACGUCUACCCUAGGCUGGGGUAUGAGAGACUGGGUGUCGUCAGGGAGUACGGGUAUAGUCCGAAGGAUGGACGGCUGGUGGAUGAAGUUUGGUUUUGGAAGGAUCUCAGGAAACACCGCUUACAAGAGCGGUAGACAAGAUAGCAGAGUCUAGGGCUGGUGUCUCUGAGAAGGGGAUAGCCCUUGCCUGAGAUAGCACACGCCAGGACGGGGAUCCUAUGUAUGCAUAAGAGGCACGUUUGAAAUAUAUCAGAGUAGAAAGCUAGAGUCAUAGAACGUAUUGGUACCUAGGUAGUUGCACAAAGACAAUGUUUGUGGUGGUAG